Molecule: messenger RNA, 1788 nt
Organism: Scedosporium apiospermum
Lineage: Eukaryota; Fungi; Ascomycota; Sordariomycetes; Microascales; Microascaceae
Exons: 4
Coding region: 1-1788 (595 amino acids)
Source: RefSeq, a predicted model, not a curated record
AUGCGCGGCCUCACCGGAACUGCUCUGGCAGUAUUGCCUGUGCUGAGCGGUCUUGGAUAUGUGAAUGCUCAGGAGACCGCAACUGCUCUUAUCCCCCUCGACCUCGGCGACUAUGGAUUCGAUCGGGAACUGACUCUCCUCUUCACCCUCUUCGAAUCCGAUAAACCAUGCGGGCUCUCCAACAUCCAGCUCAACGGCCAGUCCCUGGCCACCCUCGCCGGACAUUCCGGUCGCGAAACGAUCUUCGAAGAUUAUGGUUCCGAAGUAAUUACCAACUGGGUGCUCCAGUGUAUCGACGUCGACGAUAAGCCGGUCCGGGAAAGCAUCACCAUCCAGAUUGACUCCAUCGACGGCACGCAUCUCGAAGAUGUAAUAUUCACCGUAAACUUCCAUCAGUCUAGUCCCGUUGCGAUUCUUAGUGUGGAUGGGCAGGCCACCAGUGCCCCAAUCCUUGAUAUAAGUUCGACUCAAAGAGAUUUCUGGGCUCCCGCAAGUGAAAACGAUGACCCAGACAGCGAGGUCCAAGCCGCUAUCGAGGAAAUUCAGCUCCUCCGCUAUCAACAACGCGAAAUCGCCCAUCGGAUUAAAGAAUUGGAAUCCUUCGUUAGGCAAUCCGAGUCGGGCAAUGCGUCUUCGUGCCGAGGGAAAGUUAGGUGCAUCAUGAAGCACUUCCUCGAUCGAGUUGCCGGCAUAGCUGCCAAAGCCUAUUCCAAUGUUGUGGGCUCCGACUCGGACUCUGCGUUCAAGUCUCCUAAUCAAACAUCCCUACACGGUGAUGGCGAGGGCUCCAACGAAAGUAGCACUCGUUUACACAUUCCCUUGAGGCGGCCAUCCUGGCGCCCUCUAUUCUGUCCUUGUUCUCCCGACGACUCUACCAGCCAUCUCCCCAAGACUCCGUCGGAUGACUCGACCCUGCCGCCUCUUCCCAUCACUCCUCCUCUUGGCGAUGACUCGCCUUCUAACCCCGACAACUCUACACAAAUACCUGGCGAUGACGGCGGCAUUGGAAACGGCAAGCCGGGUGACUCUGAACCUGAUUCGAAGAAGGGCGGAACGAAACCCAUUCAGUCGGAUGGCAGGAGCAAUUCGUCGCCUACGGAUAGCCUCAUGCCCGCUCUAGUCUUCAUGAUGAUCGUGGCCUCGAUUUUCUGCGCCGUCCGCUACAGACGCCGCAUUGCCGAGUUCCACCAAGAGCGUAGACGUCGACGACUAGAGCGCCACCGUCGGCGUAGGGAAGCCGCCCUCGCCUUCGUCCGCCGCCUGAUUCCCGGUCUUCCCAACCAGCGCUGUACCGACAUGGAGCAACAGCAGCAGCAACAGCAACAGCAGCAUCAACAACAUUACCAGCAGGUCGACAUUCCGGACGUGCCCGAACCGACCGGAGAAAUGCAGCAACGUACGCGGCGGUCACAAUCCGAUGCGUCGAACACGAUGGAGCAGGACCUGGCUCAACUGCGUGCGGCCGUCGCCAUGGUUGAUAACCUCGUAGCUGGUGGCGACGCCAUGAGAGAAACAGCCGUAGUAGACCGCGAACUCGACCCGUUGUUGACCAGCAUGCGUGGGCGUCGGGGUUCGAUGCGAGAAUCUGCCGGCUUUGCCGAGUACUCCUACCCCGCCAUGCACCACGAUCUACCGCCCGCGUACGAGUCCGAGGAGGAAGGCUCGUCGGCCAUGCCCGCCAUUUCGGACGGUUUUCGACGAGGUCAGGGAAUGACGCCGUAUUCACCGGGGUACGGGACCUCGACGGCGAGGAGUAGUGCCGACGAAUUAGGAUAUCGUAAGCCGUAA